AUGACCCGGUCUUCCGCUACGCGGUCCAGUGCAUUGCGCGUGCUGGACCGGGGUACGUUCCCCCCCAAGAGGCGCUUCAUUAGAUGGGCGGGCUUGAAGAAGGUGCGGCAGAAAAUGGAGGUCGCGCUCGCCCCCGUAGUCGCAAGCUGGAAGCGGGACGGGGUCACCGUGUCGUCGGACAUGAUGACUGACCGUUGUGGCCGCCCGCAGGCCAACGUGCUCCUUGUCAACAACUCCGGCGCAGUUUUCGAGCAAGCCGUCGACUGCCACAUGGAGUCGAAGACCGGGGGGUACAUUGCUAGCCUUCUCCGCCCCGUCAUUGAUGAGGUGGGGCCGGAGAAUGUGGUGGCGGUCUGCACUGAUGGCGGCAGCAACUAUGCAUCGGCAGCCACGAAGAUUGCGAGCACAUGGCCGCACAUUGAGCAUGUGCCAUGUGCCACGCAUGUCCUGGACCUGAUGAUGGAAGGCGUGGGCAAGAUGGGAUGGGCGCAGGGGCUCGUGGAGAAGGGAGAGAUGAUGAUUAACUUUGUGCGCAACCACCACUUCACCCUGGGGGACAAGGACAGGAAGAUUGCAGCCGAGAAGUUCAGGGCUGCCGUGAUGGAUGAGGAGUGGUGGGGGCUGGCGGGGUUUUUUACCUCUCUCAUGGCGGUGCCCUUCAAGGCCAUGCGGGUCACGGACUCCUCGGCGAAGGGGAUGAUGGGUAAGAUGUAUGAUAUCAUGCUACAGCUUACCGAAGACAUCAAUGACAAGUUGGAUGAUGCAGGCGAUUUCUUGAGUCGGGGAGAAAAGGCAGAGAUCACCCGGAUUGUGAAGGACAGGUGGGACAACUCCCUUGCCUGCCCCAUGCAUGUGGUUGGCCGGAUCCUGAAUCCGGCCAACCAGGUGGAUAGGAUUUUCAGGAACGAUGUGGAGUGCACGCGGGUGUUCAACGACUACAUCGAGCGCCACUACGACAACAAAACCUUCAGGCGUGGCAAGGAUGGCGCCCCUCGCCGCGCCUCCCUUGUGCUGCAGGAGGCACUGCUGGCCUACAUCAACAUGGAGGGCAGCUUUGGCACGCCAGGCGCCAUAUCUGCAAGGGAGGCAGUGAAGAAGGGGGAGAUGACCAUGGUGCAGUGGUGGUCGUGGCACAGCACCGAGUACCCUGAGCUUGCCACCCUCGCAUGCCGGGUGCUCACUCAGCCCGUCUCGGCUUCCCCAUGCGAACGUGGCUGGGCGCAGUGGGAAGGCGUCCACACCGCCCGCCGCAACCGGCUCGGGUCCGCCAAGUGUGCGGACCUCGUCUACAUUGCGCACAACUGGAACGAUGUGCGCAAUUGGUACAAUAAGGAUGGGGACAGCACGGUUGUGCCCGGUAACAUCCCGGAUGCCCCUAUCCCCCCUGGCUAUAACAUGGAUGAGGAGGAGGAUGACAUGCUGGGGGCGGAAGGAGAGGAUGCAGUUCUGGCGGAUGAGUAUGGGGAAGGGGCGGUGUUGGAAAAGCCCCGCAAGGAAAUCUAG
Molecule: messenger RNA, 1503 nt
Organism: Closterium sp. Naga37s-1
Lineage: Eukaryota; Viridiplantae; Streptophyta; Zygnematophyceae; Desmidiales; Closteriaceae
Source: the annotation of a GenBank genome assembly